Molecule: messenger RNA, 1590 nt
Organism: Serpula lacrymans var. lacrymans S7.9
Lineage: Eukaryota; Fungi; Basidiomycota; Agaricomycetes; Boletales; Serpulaceae
Exons: 2
Coding region: 1-1590 (529 amino acids)
Source: RefSeq, a predicted model, not a curated record
AUGGAUGCAGACCCCGGCAGCGUUCUUUCAAUCACGCCCUUUCGCGCCCUUUCGCCAAAAUCUCCCCGUCUUUCUGCUGCCUUACUUCCUGCAGACAUCUUACUGCCAAUUUUCCAUAUAGCCGUUUUCCAACAUGACUUACUCCACAGGGGUACUGUUCCUGUCAUCCUCUCUCACGUCUGUAAAACCUGGCGUGACUUGGCCAUUAAUACCCCAACUUUGUGGACCACUAUAGUCAGCAGAAGACCGGGAAUUCCUCCUUCACUUCAAGCCCCGGAAGCUCAUGGCCACAAGCGCAAAACCGACCCUCUUGACGCAUUCCCUCUGAUUAAAAUCUUCUUAUCGCGUUCUCGCGACUGCCCCUUGAAUAUCUAUCUUGAUCUAAGCUGGUGUAAUUCUAAUGAGGCCAUCCCGGAAGUUCCUCAAGUUGGUGAUACACCGUUUGCUAUUCUGGAUAUUAUAGCUCCACGCCUUGGAAGUGUGAAGGAGUUUGAGGCUAGGAGCCUCAGCCAUGCCACGACGUCUAUUACUCGGGACAAGCCAACUCCACACUCCAUCCUCAGGUCUAUUUCUUUGUGCAGGGUCCAUACUGAGUGGAGUCGUUGGUCGGUCACGAAUCUCACCUCGCUCACUAUUGAUUACCUCGCAUACAAUACUCGACCUUCUCUCGACGACUUGCGUCACAUAUUGAUGGCCAUUUCUCACACUCUCGAGUACCUUCGUCUAUAUGGAGUCAUACCUGAAGUAAUACGUGGCUCGGAGCCUACCUUGCCAGCAACAAUCUCAUCCAUGGUCACACUCCCCAAGGUCCGUGAAUUGGGAAUCGGAUACACCCAUCCCAUAGAAGCAUUAGCGUUCCUACACGCGUUCCACUUCCCUUCUUUGACGUCGCUGGCCUUUGAGGAUGUCUACAGGCGCCUUCAACACGAUAAAAUCAGCUACCACGAAGCUAUCAUGGCCCUGCGCAUCAACAUUGAUCAUGGCCAGCGUGAAAAUGAUGCAUCCUUUCUCCUGCAUGCCAUGGUGAACCAACUGCCUAUUCCCCUCAACAAAAUUAAAUUUCUCAAGCUGUCAAGUGUUUGCCUCUGCUCCUGGCAGCCGUGUAAAAUAGGCAUGACGUCCAACCAGCAACCUCCAGUUUCACCGUGGGCCAAGUUCACCAAUCAUUGGUUUCUUCUGUCCAUGCCAUCCUUGGUGACGCUUGUCCUUGACUUCCCAGACGCUAUCAUCUUAGAUUGUCUCAACACGGGGUUCCCACGUUGCUCUUAUCGAGGCGAGGGAGAGUCACGACUGACUGAGAGUUUUUCCUUCCCGGUCGAGCAGUUAUCGGAACUCCACAUUCAGAACGUGAACCUAGAAACCCUGGCCUCAUUCCUUCGUUGUCGCACCUUGAUGGCCGCCAGAACAGGUCCCUGGAAGGUUCCUGUGUGGGACAGGCUUGAACUCCCGAUAAAAUGGCGCGAUAUGAAAACUGACUUCCAAGGUAACUUGGAAACAAUCACGCGACAGUGCUGGGGCACUACCCCUCCGACGUAUGAUUCAUUCGGAAAAAUGAACGGUAAACAAUCAAGCUUGGAAAAUCUACUGUGA